Messenger RNA from Scatophagus argus, 2399 nucleotides. It is a transcript of the gene tbc1d15, whose product is annotated as TBC1 domain family, member 15. The record is from RefSeq and is a predicted model, not a curated record. NCBI's taxonomy places the organism in Eukaryota, Metazoa, Chordata, Actinopteri, Scatophagidae. Gene Ontology annotation, biological process: activation of GTPase activity. The coding region runs from base 159 to 2138 and encodes 659 amino acids. The transcript has 18 exons. Gene Ontology annotation, molecular function: GTPase activator activity.
CCCUCAUCCAAGUCUCGCGAUACAACGAGACCGGAAGAAGCCCGCAGAUUGCUGUGACUUGUGUUUCGAAUUUUAAACAAAUUGUUGGGGAAAUAACCAUUUUUGGCCGUUGACAGGCACGUGAGCUGCUGUCGUCAUCAGUAGAACGAGCAGGCGCCAUGGCGGCGGAUUCUCUUGUCAAGGUUAUAUUUGAACAUGAAGGAGUCUUCAUUCAUCCUAGCAGUGAUGAAGAUGGCAUCGAGCAGGAUUUACUCAUUUCAGGGUCACUUCGGAUUGUUGACAAGGAUGCUGAAAUCAUCGUGGAGUACAGACCUUUGGAAGAUACUGUCGACCCAUCAAACAUGCUGUGUGCUGGAAAGGACUCCAGUUCAGUCAUGGAGUGGGACCAGUGUUCAGGUGAGAGGUCCCAGCAGCUGCUAGAAACACAGCAGAGCUAUGAGACAGAGUGGGACAUGGUCAACGCUGUGUCCUUUAGGAGGAAAACCUGUACGAAUGGAGAGAAUUCUCUGAACCACAGCCAUGAGAGGAGCAGGUGGGCGUUGACCUUCAGUGUCAGUGAUCUCAGGUCCAUUACUGUGAAGGAAGAAGGUUGGACUUUUCUGGUCCUCAAGCUGAAGGAGUCGUCCACCUCCCUGCCUGCUCUGCACUUCCACCAGGGAGGCAGCAGAGAGUUCCUGGAUAGCCUGAGGAGAUUCGCUCUGCUUAGCGAAUCUCCAGAUGAUGAAACAUGUCUGCUGGUCAGCACACCAAACAAAGCUCUGUCUCAGUCCUUCGAGAACCUUCUGGAUGACAACAACUUUGGCCUCGUGAAUCAGAAGUUCAAAAAGGACCCGUACAUCACCACCCUGGGCGGCUUCUCCAAAGUCACCAACUAUAUAUUCGAUGCCUUCCGGGGGACGGAGGAGCAGCACCAGCGCCCCCCGGAGGAAGUGGCCGACCCGCUGGGUGAAGUCAUCCCAGGACUGGACAUCAACCAGCAGGAGGAGCCCGGCUUCGAGGUCAUCACCAGGAUCGACUUGGGAACGAGGCCGCAGGUGACGAGGAGGCAGCCGCUGUCGGCUGACGACUGGACCAAACAUCAGGAUCCAGAGGGGAGGAUGAUCGACGUCCCACAUCUCAAACGCGUCAUCUUCAAAGGGGGCCUCUGUCACGCCGUGAGGAAAGAAGCCUGGAAGUUUCUGUUGGGGUAUUUUCCCUGGGACAGCACGCUGGAGGAGAGGAAAGCCCUGCACAGAGCCAAAACCGAUGAAUACUUCAAGAUGAAGCUGCAGUGGAAGUCAGUCAGCGAGGAACAAGAGAAGAGAAACUCCAGACUGAGAGACUACAGGAGUCUGAUCGAGAAAGACGUAAACCGAACAGACAGGACAAACAGGUUCUACGAAGGCAUCGACAACCCGGGUCUGGUCCUCCUCCACGACAUCCUCAUGACUUACUGCAUGUACGACUUCGACCUGGGUUACGUUCAGGGGAUGAGUGACCUGCUGUCGCCCAUCCUCUACGUGAUGGAGAACGAGGUGGAUGCCUUCUGGUGUUUUGUGUCUUUCAUGGACCAGAUGCACCAUAACUUUGAGGAGCAGAUGCAGGGGAUGAAGACUCAGCUGAUCCAGCUCAGCACUCUGCUCAGACUGCUGGACUUGGCCUUCUGGAACUACCUCGAGUCUCAGGAUUCAGGUUACCUGUAUUUCUGUUUCCGCUGGUUGUUGAUCAGAUUCAAGAGGGAGCUCAGCUUCCAGGACGUCCUGCGGCUGUGGGAGGUGAUGUGGACGGGUCUUCCCUGUCAGAACUUCCACCUGCUGGUCUGCUGUGCCAUCCUGGACUCCGAGAAACAGAAAAUCAUGGAGGAGAACUACGGCUUCAAUGAAAUCCUCAAGCACAUCAAUGAGCUCUCAAUGAAACUGGACGUUGAAGAAAUCCUUCAGAAAGCAGAAGGCAUCUGUCUGCAGAUAAAGAGCUGUAAGGACCUGCCUCACUCCAUCAGCGCCAUCCUGGGCUUCGACGCAGACGCUUGUGGCUCCGACCCGACGGACUCCGGAUCCCCUCUGGGUCGCAGACCGACACAGCGACCGGACGCCUGCUCCAACGGACACUUGAGAGAAACGAGCUCUCACAACAGCUGCAAAGUUGCCUUCAUAUCGUAGUGAACAGCAGAGACUGACUCAGUGUGUCAGCAGGAGGACGGCGACGACGGAGAAGAAGAGGAGGGAUGUAAAAAGGAUUUAAGAUUGUUCAGAAUCUUAUUUUUGUAAUUUCUUGUACCAUAUUGUCUCUUUCAGUCAAGUAGUCAUUCCUUCCCUACUGCUAAUGAUGUGUUCUAAAGCUCCAUUCAGACGGGAACGUCACAGUCUUCACUGAGCUCCUCAGUAAGUUAACUCAUUAAUAAAGAUGUUGUUGUAACCCUG